Impatiens glandulifera is the source of this 707-nucleotide messenger RNA. RefSeq names its product auxin-responsive protein IAA34-like. The transcript has 4 exons. Gene Ontology annotation, cellular component: nucleus. Gene Ontology annotation, molecular function: protein binding. NCBI's taxonomy places the organism in Eukaryota, Viridiplantae, Streptophyta, Magnoliopsida, Ericales, Balsaminaceae. Gene Ontology annotation, biological process: regulation of DNA-templated transcription. The record is from RefSeq and is a predicted model, not a curated record. Bases 49 to 519 code for a protein of 156 amino acids.
CCACAGCUCUAUCUAUCUAUAGUCUCUAUAUCCAAUAUCAAAUCAAAUAUGGAUUCAAAUACAUCAAACUAUCUCCUUAACCAAACACCCCUAAUUGAUCACCCCUUCAUUGACUUGGGACUUAGUCUCAACACUUUCCAUCAUCAUCAUCAUCAUCAUCAUCAUACUUCUGAUGAUUACAAUGAUCUGAUUGACUGGAAUAGUGAGAGGAAGGAAAGGUUGGGCUAUGUGAAGGUGAACAUGGAUGGGAUGAUUGUUGGUAGGAAAAUUUGCAUGCUUGAUCAUGUGGGUUAUUCUAGUCUUGUUCUUCAGCUUGAGGAUAUGUUUGGGCCUCCGGUUCACUCUUUUUGGACAGGAAAACAGAGCAUAUCUGGUAUAAGGUUGUUCCAACCCAACUCAGAAUAUUUCCUAGCUUACAUGGAUAGAGAUCAUGAAAGUUGGAUGGCAGUUGGUGAUCAUGUUCCAUGGAAGGAGUUUGCAUUUCGUGUCAAAAGGCUUCGGAUUGCAAGGAAAAGUUAGCUUUUAGUACUUAGAGGCCUUGUAUCAUCUUGUUGUCUUAUCUUUUUCCGAUAAUAAUGUCUUUAUUGAAUCAUUCAACGAUCUUAUACAUAAUGUCUAAUCUAACUUGACACUCAUGAGCAGUUGCAAUGACAGUGAAGAAACUUGACAGUUACAUAGUUUAUUACAAGGAAACAAGAUUUAACAUA